GCCGGAGAGGUCACACAGGUGGCGGCGCGUUCACCCGCCAUGGCACAAUUCAAUAUCCACACACAUGACGCCCUCGUUUGAAGAAGUGCUGGGAGAUAUUUCGGACUUCCUUCGGGAUGGCUUGUUUGAGUAUGCGUCCAGCGACGAGUCAUCGUCGAUGCACCGCGCAUUUGCCGCGUCGCCAUCCACCCUACCUGCCCGCUGCGCCUCGAGCGUCGACGGCCCCGACGAUGAUGAAAAGUGCGUGUCGUACCUUGGAAAACUGUACACGAUGCUCAGCGUGUGCCCACCGACAGUUGCAUCGUGGACGCGCAGUGGCGCGGCGUUUGCCAUCUACGACCCUGAAUCGUUGGAAAAGGUCGUGAUUCCACAACACUUUCAACCGAUCAAGUUUGAAAGCUUCGUCCGACAGCUCAACUCGUACCGGUUCAAAAAGUCCAAAAUCGUGAACCCAGACAACACGACCUUUCUGGAGUUUCAACACAGCAGCUUUGUUCUCGGCCGACCCGACCUUCUCGAGUCCAUCAAACGCCGUCGUCGCAUCCGACGAAAGGGCCCAAAGAGCAUCCAAGACAUGAACGAUGCCGACCUCCGCGCGGCCAUGACAGACCUCGUCCAGCUUGUGCAAACCUUACAUACUGAGCUUCAUGAAACGAAGGCCCUCGCGGCGUCGCUCGCGGCGAAGCGAGCCACUUGACACGUCGCGACUGUUCACGCUUCAAUUAACUUAAUUGGUAGAACUUGUCUGAUCCUCAUCAUGACGUGGCAAAGCCCUGGCGCGCCAAUUCUGG
This is a messenger RNA of Aphanomyces invadans, 791 nucleotides long. RefSeq lists its product as hypothetical. The record is from RefSeq and is a predicted model, not a curated record. NCBI's taxonomy places the organism in Eukaryota, Oomycota, Saprolegniomycetes, Saprolegniales, Verrucalvaceae. The coding region runs from base 65 to 697 and encodes 210 amino acids. Gene Ontology annotation, biological process: regulation of DNA-templated transcription. The transcript has a single exon. Gene Ontology annotation, molecular function: DNA-binding transcription factor activity; sequence-specific DNA binding.